AUGACCUACUUGCAGUACCUAGACUCGGACGACAACCUCGGUCUCAGUGCGGACAGUAUCGCAUCCCUGGUUAUUAAGUACCACGCAGAAGCGGGAACAGCUCAGGGUGCCUCCGGUGGACAGGCUACUGAGCAGCAUGUCCGUCUUGGGGAUGACCAGGAAGCAGAGGGCAGUGUAGUGAAUAGUUUCACACCUGACCGCGUUGCCGGAAUAAAAGUUUUACUCCAUGACAAUGCCUAUGUCGCUGGCCGAAGACGCACCAACUCAAAAGAUGACGGAAAGCAUCAGUGUCAACCAUCCUUCACAGUCGAGUCAACUUCCGCCAUAGCUUGGAUAUCUCUACUGCCCUGCACUUUACUUCAGAAGAUGAUUGAAUCCCUGCUUUCCAACAAAUGCGUCAUUAUUUAUGGUCCAAAGGGUGCGGGGAAGCUAGAGUUCGGCCGCCUACUUAUUGAUGCUAUGGUUCGAAUGUGA
This is a messenger RNA of Dibothriocephalus latus, 474 nucleotides long. NCBI's taxonomy places the organism in Eukaryota, Metazoa, Platyhelminthes, Cestoda, Diphyllobothriidea, Diphyllobothriidae. The record is from the annotation of a GenBank genome assembly.